Penicillium oxalicum is the source of this 1740-nucleotide messenger RNA. RefSeq names its product putative MFS monosaccharide transporter. The record is from RefSeq and is a predicted model, not a curated record. Gene Ontology annotation, biological process: transmembrane transport; carbohydrate transport. Gene Ontology annotation, cellular component: membrane. Gene Ontology annotation, molecular function: carbohydrate:proton symporter activity. NCBI's taxonomy places the organism in Eukaryota, Fungi, Ascomycota, Eurotiomycetes, Eurotiales, Aspergillaceae. The transcript is spliced from 6 exons. Bases 1 to 1740 code for a protein of 579 amino acids.
AUGUCUCCUCGCGAUGGGCGAAAUGGCCUGUCCCCAACCCAGGGACUGGUGGGCAAGCCGUUGUUGUACUUUACGAGUGUUUUUGUAUCACUGGGCGUCUUUCUCUUUGGAUAUGACCAGGGUGUCAUGUCCGGAAUCAUCACGGGCAUUUUUUUCCGAGAUUACUUUGGCCAACCGUCGCCAGCGACCAUCGGAACCGUGGUAGCUAUUCUCGAAAUCGGUGCCUUCAUCUCUUCGCUGCUGGUAGGCCGCAUAGGCGAUGUCAUCGGUCGUCGUCGGACAAUUCUUUACGGCUCCGCCGUCUUCUUCGUCGGUGGUGGUCUGCAAACCUUUGCUCUCAACAUGCCCAUGAUGAUGGUCGGCCGUGUCGUGGCUGGUCUUGGCGUCGGUGCGCUGUCCACCAUUGUGCCUGUAUAUCAAUCGGAAAUUUCGCCUCCCCAUAAUCGCGGAAAAUUAGCCUGUAUCGAGUUUACAGGAAAUAUUGCCGGAUAUGCGACCAGUGUCUGGGUGGAUUAUUUCUGCAGUUUCAUCGAGUCGGACAUGUCAUGGCGCCUGCCCUUGCUGUGCCAGUGUGUGAUGGGUGCCUUGCUGGGCCUGGGCAGCUUGAUCAUUUGCGAAUCCCCUCGAUGGCUGCUCGACAACGACCACGAUGAAGAAGGCAUGGUUGUCAUCGCCAACCUCUACGGCGAGGGUGACAUUCACAAUGACAAGGCGCGACAAGAAUAUCGUGAGAUCAAGAUGAAUGUUCUCAUGCAGCGACAAGAGGGCGAGCGAUCGUACAGCGAUAUGUUCAAGCGCUACUGGAAGCGAGUCUUCAUCGCCAUGUCCGCUCAGGCUUUGGCCCAAUUGAACGGUAUCAACGUGAUCUCGUACUAUGCACCCUUGGUCUUUGAAUCGGCCGGGUGGAAAGGUCGCGCGGCGAUCUUGAUGACCGGCAUCAACGGAAUCAGCUACCUGCUCUCCACCGUGCCGCCAUGGUACUUGGUCGACAAAUGGGGUCGCCGCCCUAUCCUGCUCUCCGGUGCCGUGGCCAUGAUGAUCUCCCUCUCCCUGAUCGCCUACUUUAUCUAUAUCGAGAUCAGUGCAACCCGUACCUUGACGGUCAUCUUCGUGAUGAUCUACAACGCGGCUUUCGGUGCUUCCUGGGGACCGAUCCCCUGGCUCUACCCCCCGGAGAUUCUUCCUCUGAGCAUUCGUGCCAAGGGUGCCAGUCUCAGUACCGCUAGCAACUGGGCCUUCAACUGGCUCGUGGGCGAGUUGACUCCUAUCUUGCAAGGCCUGAUCGGAUGGCGAUUGUAUCUGCUUCAUGCCUUCUUCUGCGCGUGCAGUUUCGUGGUUGUCUUCUUCUUGUACCCCGAAACCAGUGGUGUUCGCCUCGAAGACAUGAACGUUUUGUUCGGCGACGCUACAACCGCCAUGCCGACGCCCGUCACCGAUGCCGAGCGCGGCUCGUUGAUGGGCGGUGGCUCCCCUGUCCCCUCUCUUGACAUUCGCCGGCCCUAUGGCCAAUUCGGUGCCGAUAGUGCCAUUCCGGGGUUGGACAUCGAUCCGCCUUCCAUGAGUGGCGAUGGCUUCGCGAAAUCUGGCCGAGCUGGGUCGCAAGCUGGAAGCCACCGUGGUGAAGGCAUUGGAGGCUGGAUCUCCAAUAUGGUCAACCGCCAUCGUGGAGGAAGCACCAGCUCCCACAAUCCGAGUCAAUAUCGACGAUUGGACCAAGGCGAGGAUGUAGACGGCCACUAA